ACCACCACCAACCCCCCGCCGUCAACGUCGAACCUCCCGCGGACGACCAUGGAGAAGACGAAAAGUCGGAGGAUCUCGCAGGGAGGAUGUCGACGAUUUGGCGACCUAACCUCGACCGGCUGUACGCCAGCGUCGCCGAGAUGGAGGGAUCGGAGAGCGAAGAGGAGGAGAAGGAUGCGAUGAAGAAGGGCGUGAAGAGGAAGAGAGCCCCUCACACGAAGGGGCCAUGCGAGCACGGGGUGAAGCCUCGGUCGAGAUGCAAGGUGUGCAGCGCUUGUCCGCACGGGAAGCAGCGCAGUCGGUGCAAGGAGUGCGGUGGGUCUCAAAUCUGCGUGCACAGUCGCGUACGCUCUGCAUGCAAGGAGUGCGGCGGGGGCUCAAUCUGCGAGCACGGCCGUCAGCGCUCUAAGUGCAAGGAGUGCGGUGGGUCUCAAAUCUGCCAGCACGGUCGUCGUCGCUCUCAGUGCAAGGAGUGCGGCGGUGGAUCAAUCUGCGAGCACGGUCGUCGGCGCUCUGAGUGCAAGGAGUGCGGCGGGGGCUCAAUCUGCGAGCACGGUCGUCGGCGCUCUCAGUGCAAGGAGUGCGGUGGGUCUGCAAUCUGCGAGCACGGUCGUCAGCGCUAUCUAUGCAAGGAGUGCGGUGGGUCUGGAAUCUGCGAGCACGGCCGUCAGCGCUCUAAGUGCAAGGAGUGCAAGAAAUAGUACGAAGGUAGAAAUAGUCCGAGAUGGUACCCAACAUUGCCUUCGUAUUACUCGUC
This is a messenger RNA of Micromonas commoda, 757 nucleotides long. RefSeq lists its product with no specific name. NCBI's taxonomy places the organism in Eukaryota, Viridiplantae, Chlorophyta, Mamiellophyceae, Mamiellales, Mamiellaceae. The record is from RefSeq and is a predicted model, not a curated record. Bases 87 to 701 code for a protein of 204 amino acids. The transcript has a single exon.